Molecule: messenger RNA, 951 nt
Organism: Linnemannia hyalina
Lineage: Eukaryota; Fungi; Mortierellomycota; Mortierellomycetes; Mortierellales; Mortierellaceae
Source: the annotation of a GenBank genome assembly
AUGAAGCUUCAUAAAGCAUACAAGCUCUAUCAGGAACGUGGCGAAGACACAUUUUGGGCAAGCCGUACAUUGAAAGCCGCCGAUCAUAUGCUGUUAAUCACCAGUGCAACUAUCGCCAAAAAGGCAGGAUGUAUGGUCCAAGAAGCGGGCCUUAAGGAGGCAAGGGCAGGGUUAGAACGAUACCCCACUAAUAUGCCGAACAUGGAGCCUUUGGAGGUGGUUGAUGUUUCAGAAGAGAAGGGGGAGGAUGAGGAGGAGGUAGUCGGCUUACUAGUCAAAGGAAUGGCGGGGUCUUCAGCAACAAUCAAGUCGGUAUCAACCUUGUCGCCCUUCAAUGUCAUCAACGCAGCUGGCCGGAAGCGUCUACGCGAUCCAUAUGAUGAAGACUACAGAAACCCGCUCGACGAUACGCCGCCAACAGGAAAAUCCCCAAGCGAGACAUGGAUUCAGGAGAGACCUGCAUUCACAUUCAGGCUGCCACUUCGGAACGACUGGGGUCCAAAGGUGACGGAGUUAUACGAUGCGGCCAGGGCCAAAAAAUCCUUCACUCACAAGAACUUGGAUGAGAUCUCGUUGCUGACUGGAGUCUUGCACAUCAACAAGACCCACAUUGGAUUGAAUGCGGAUGAUAUCGCUGCUAAAUGGAACUCUAUGAAGCUGCGACAUGAGCUUGGCAAGGCGUCUGGGGCACCUGGCUUGGCGGACCUCUCUAUGCAGCCGGUUUUGGACAUGAUCAUGGAAGCUUACAAUACAUGCAAAGACCAACAGAUCCUCCCGCUUCAUACAAUUGCACAGUAUGUGUUCCGCCAUUUGGAUGACUGGGGAACGCUUGAGAGCGAAUCGGAUGCUAUGGCUUCUGUCAUUACUCCAAUUCUCCAAGAGUUCAUGACGGUACCAGGUCAUAUCAAGUUCAAAUGGACCCCACCCAAGAACAUCAUCCAAGGAUGCUGA